UAUUUCCACUGUAAUCCAUAGUUGGUAGUCUUCGAUUUAUUGUGCAUUACCUAAGUAUUUUCUUUUUGAACACAUACAAUUUGACGAAAAAUAUAAAUUUUAUUUUACAAUGGCCGAAGAAGUGCAAAAGAAAUGGCAAAAAGAAUUCGAAGUUUUUAAUAAUUUAAAAAAAGAAUACCACAAGGCAGUAACACAGAAACAGCAAUUGGACAGUCAAUUGAACGAAAAUAAAGCUGUAAAAGAAGAACUUUUAUUAUUGAAAAAGGAUGCUGAAGUCUACAAACUCAUUGGACCAGUUUUAGUAAAGCAAGACUUAGAAGAAGCAAAACAAAAUGUGGCCAAACGAUUAGAAUAUAUCAGUAAAGAAAUAAAAAGAUCGGAUGGAAACAUUUCAGCUUUAGAAAAUAAACAAGAAGCUGUGCAUGAAAAUCUAAAUAAAUUGAAAAGUAACCUGGAUAAUUUGAAAAUUGCUGCCUAGAUAACACUGUUUUGUAUAAAAAUAAAUUGUGGUAUUUU
This is a messenger RNA of Vanessa tameamea, 516 nucleotides long. RefSeq names its product prefoldin subunit 6 (gene Pfdn6). Lineage: Eukaryota; Metazoa; Arthropoda; Insecta; Lepidoptera; Nymphalidae. The record is from RefSeq and is a predicted model, not a curated record. Gene Ontology annotation, molecular function: protein-folding chaperone binding. Gene Ontology annotation, biological process: protein folding; chaperone-mediated protein complex assembly. The coding region runs from base 110 to 478 and encodes 122 amino acids. The transcript has a single exon. Gene Ontology annotation, cellular component: cytoplasm; prefoldin complex.